GUCCCAUGAGCCUUCGCUUAGACGCUGUACCAAAACGCGUCGUAAAAUUCAAGCUCAGACAACUUCUUAUCUCAACUAGACGUUAGACUGUAGAGACAUUUGUAACACAUUUUACACAAAGCUUCAUUUUUGGGUUUUGUGAACGCGUGAGAGAUUGUUUCUUCCACCCACACUGCUGCACUGCAGACCCUGAUGUCUUCAGCUCAUCUUUGGCUGGAAGAUGAUGCAGAGCCACAGGUCAGGAAGCAGCGAACUGGAGUUCAUCAUGUAUUCCCCUCAUGCACACUUUAGUAACCCUGAUUUGGGCAUAAUUAAUGGGUCAAACAGAGAUUCCCAUCAUCUGACAAUUGGAUCUAUGCCAAAUGCCUGGGAGAGAAGAUGCAUGAGGAAGCUGAGGAGAAGGACAAACGAUGAAAGCUGUAGUCCCAAAAGACGAAAGCUGAUGGGAGAGGAAGGAGUAGAAAUAGCUGAGUAUCCAAAUCCGAAAGUGAGCCACGGAUGGUCUGUGGACUCUACCACCCCUUCACCCUCAUCUGAUUCCAACCCGGGUCAGUUGCAGACUGAACCCAGGACAGAGGAAAUGGGUCUGCCCUUCAGUGCCUCUUCCUCUCCACUGCCCAGAGUUCACACAGAGGGGUCAGGCAUGGAGGUAGAGGCAGCUCAGAGGAGACUGCAGGAGAUAGAAAAGAGGAUAACUUUAGAAGAUGAUAGCGAUGAGGAGCUGGAUUUGGAACCAGCUCCACGCAGGCCAGUUUUGGUGAUGUCCGACAGCCUAAGGGAGGGGUUACAGCAUGGGAUUGGUGACAUUCUACCCCACACAGUAACACAGUCAAUGAGCCGCUCUUGUAUGGAACUGGUGCUAUGGCGCCCUCCAGAGGACCCUCUCACCCAGAGGCUGAAAGACUCCCUACAAAGACAGCAGCGUAAGCAGCUGUCAGUGAGCAGACAGACUCCCACUCCUAUACCAUCUAUCAGCAGCCCCUUCAGCCCCACAUCCCAGCCACUGUUCACAGCAACCAAUGAGCAAACUUUCAGCCCCCUGUUCAGCAGCCCUGCGGUUCUCAACUCUGGAGAAGAAGACAUGGAGUUAUAGAGGGAAAUCUUUGGAGUAUCCGACUCUUUGUAUCCUGUAUAUGGAAUAAGCUUUGAACUAAUUGAGACCGCCUCGGCAACCCAAUAUCUGUGAAAAUGAGGAAUAACCACAAGGGGUGGAGUGCAUUAAGUUUUGCGCAAGUAUCGGAUUAAAUUUAUUUGUGCCAUGUUUUUUAACCUGCACUUUGGCUAUUUAAGAGCUGGGACCAUACUUGCACUAGUAAAAAUGAGAAGUAUCAUAUAUGAAUAUAAUCAGUACAUUGGUCAAAUGUGCAGUCACUCAUCAUACAUCAUAGUGUUUGCAUAGCACUACUCCUAUUUGAAAUCAUUACUGAUUAAUAUUGCAAGAAAACUUCAGUUUUGUCUUUAUACAGUUGUAUUAUUGCAUUGAUAUUAUUGAUUCAUAGUGCUUGAUUUGUUAAAAACUGCCAUAUUAUUUACAUGUAAUGCUUUGUGAGCAGACAGGGUGUCAGUGUUCAAAACCUGUGACUCCUUUUAUUGUGCUCUUCGUUUUUAUGGUCUUUUUUGUUGUUUUUAAAGGUGCUGUAGUUAUGAAAAUUGGAAACAGAAUCUUUAGUGAAUAUCUGUUCUGUUCAUGUUGAUGAAUUUCAUGGAGUGAAUGCCAGCUUAACAUUUUCAGUUUUAACAAGUUCUUGUCCCCUAACAUUGUGUUUCUUUAUUUAAUUGAGCGGGAAUAGAGCAUUAUGUGGUCUUGAACUGGGCAUAGUGUAACAACUGCCCUAAUCUUUAUAACCAGUUUAAUAUUUCAUUUUAGCUGUCUGCAUAUUUUUACCUUCUACACAAGGGAUGUCAAACUCAUAUUAGGAUUGAGAAAAAUGUCACAUUAUGUCAAACAAAAUUAGUAAUUAUAGGGAGUAAUAUUCAAACAAAAAUAUUUACAGGGAAAAGAGAAAAUCACUCACUGCUCUAGGGUGGAUAACUUAAGUAGCUUUAAUAACACAUCUAGAAUUGAACAUUGAACAAAAAAAGAAGGGUGAAUUUGUGUAAAUGUGCAAGUGCUGAAUGCCGGAUGUAAUAGAGAAAGGUGUUAACACUUUGAGAUGUGAGUUAUGACAUGCAACACAACAAAUUAAAGAGUUCAUCUGUCCUGCUGUAGCUAAAAUAGAUUUCAUGAAUAUAUAUAUACCAAUGUAACAAAUUGGCAUGAACAAGCUUCCAGACUGAACUCCUCCACAGGGCAAGUCUUUUACAGCCCUUAAUUAAAGGGAUAGUUCACCCAAAUAUUAAAAUUCUCU
Messenger RNA from Myxocyprinus asiaticus (Chinese sucker), 2348 nucleotides. RefSeq names its product coiled-coil domain containing 117 (gene ccdc117). The transcript is spliced from 6 exons. Lineage: Eukaryota; Metazoa; Chordata; Actinopteri; Cypriniformes; Catostomidae. The record is from RefSeq and is a predicted model, not a curated record. The coding region runs from base 221 to 1093 and encodes 290 amino acids.